AUGUUUAACGGGAUGAUGGAUCCGGAAUUGAUGAGGAUGGCUCAGGAGCAGAUGAGUCGUAUGUCGCCGGCCGACUUGGCUCGGAUACAGCAGCAGAUGAUGUCAAAUCCAGAUUUGAUGAGGAUGGCUUCUGAGAGCAUGCAAAACUUUAAGCCUGAAGAUUUCAAGCAAGCUGCAGAGCAGUUGAAGCAUACUCGCCCUGAGCAUAUGGCUGAGAUCAGUGAGAAGAUGGCAAAUGCUUCACCUGAAGAAUUAGCUACAAUGCGUGCCCAGAUGGAUGCACAGGUGUCAUAUCAAGUCAAUGCUGCUGAGAUGCUGAAAAAACAGGGAAAUGAACUUCACAGUCAGGGGAAGUACAAAAAUGCUCUGGAGAAAUAUAUGCGUGCAAAGAAAAACCUUGCAGAAGUUCCUACUUCAAAAGGCAGAAAUAUCCUUUUGGCGUGCUCUCUUAAUAUGAUGUCAUGUUACCUGAAAACUAAGCAGUAUGAUGAGUGUGUCACUGAAGGCACGGAGGUUUUGGCAUAUGAUGCAAAGAAUGUUAAAGCCCUCUACCGUAGGGGUCAAGCAUACAAGGAAUUGGGGCAACUAGGAGAUGCGGUGUCAGACUUGAGCAAAGCACUUGAAGUAUCUCCUGAAGAUGAAACUAUUGCAGAUGUGUUAAGGGACGCUGAGGAAAGAUUAGUCAAAGAAGGUGGUGUGCGUCCUUCAAGAGGAGUGGUUAUUGAAGAAAUAACUGAUGAACCCACUGUGUCAUCUGACAACCAUGUGGAAUCAACAUCCAAUGAUUCUGUGUUACCGCCAAAAGAAGCCAGUCAACGGAAUGCACGUCAGUCUGCAAACCAUAGGGACCCUCAGGCAGCUACUGACUAUCUAGAGGCUCUAAAGGAUAACCCAGAAUCUAUCAGAUCCUUCCAGGAUUUCAUUUCUCGCACCGACCCCGAAACAUUGUCUGCUAUAAGUGGCGGAAAAGUCGAUGGUGUGUCUCCCGAUAUGUUAAAGACGGCAUCGAGUAUGAUUGGCAAAAUGUCUCCAGAAGAACUUCAAAAGAUGUUCCAAUUAGCUUCCUCCUUCCAAGGAGAAAACCCAUUCUCGAAAAGCGGUCCCAGUUUCAGUCCUGGAUCGAUUCCAUCCGACGUAUCACCUGACAUGCUCAAGACUGCAACUGACAUGAUGGGUAAAAUGUCGUCAGAAGACCUUCAAAAGAUGUUUGAAAUGUCUUCCUCUUUGAAGGGUAAUGGGGCCGCCUCGUCAUCAUCUUCAUCAUCAUCUUCAGCAGCAACAGUUGCGCCAAAUAUUUCACCUGACAUGUUUAAGAUGGCGACUGAUAUGAUGGGUAAGAUGUCAACUGAAGAACGUCAAAAGAUGUUCGAAAUGGCGUCUUCCUUGAGAGGAGGACAGGAAAGAGCACCACCAUCAACUGCAACUUCUUAUUCCAACGGAUUAAGACCGGACGACCUUAUUAGAACUCGAGAAAAUUUGGAAGUGAAUGGCAGCAAUGUCGGUGAAAGUAGUUCCUCUCAGAGUGUGAAUACAGGAAUUUCUGCUCAGACAAGCUUCCUAAAUCCCGGUGCUGAUUUACAAGAACAAAUGAGAAACCAAAUGAAAGAUCCAGCUAUGCGACAGAUGUUCACAACCAUGAUGAAAAAUAUAAGCCCCGAAACAAUGGCUAACAUGGGCGAGCAAUUUGGGUUCAAGCUUUCUCGAGAAGAUGCAGAGAAAGCUCAACAGGCUAUGUCUUCACUGUCGCCCGAAGCUUUGGACUCAAUGAUGAAAUGGGCGGAUAGGGCUCAACGAGGUGUAGAAGGUGCGAGGAAGACAAAGAAUUGGCUUCUGGGAAGACCUGGCAUGAUUUUGGCCAUAGUUAUGCUCCUUUUUGCAUUCAUCCUUCACUGGUUUGGCUUCGUCGGAAAGUAGAUAAAUACACACGAUUACUCGUGCUAAAAAGACGGUUUUUCUUAACAGAUGUUUUUUUUCUUUUUUGGUGGGGAUCAGUAGUUUUAACAGUUGGUUAUAAUUUUAAUGUUUGAUAUGGGAAAAUAUUGCCUAGUAUAAGUUGUAAGUUGCAUAUGUACAACAACAUAUUUUGAGAUGAAUGACCAAAACAAGUUUUGUACCAUAGGCGGCUCUGAAUAAAAGUACUUGUUGUUCUGUCA
Messenger RNA from Erythranthe guttata (spotted monkey flower), 2153 nucleotides. RefSeq names its product Tetratricopeptide repeat (TPR)-like superfamily protein (gene TPR7). Gene Ontology annotation, molecular function: protein binding. The record is from RefSeq and is a predicted model, not a curated record. Lineage: Eukaryota; Viridiplantae; Streptophyta; Magnoliopsida; Lamiales; Phrymaceae.